This is a messenger RNA of Colossoma macropomum (tambaqui), 2239 nucleotides long. Its product is annotated as UDP-glucuronosyltransferase 2A1-like. Gene Ontology annotation, molecular function: UDP-glycosyltransferase activity. Lineage: Eukaryota; Metazoa; Chordata; Actinopteri; Characiformes; Serrasalmidae. The record is from RefSeq and is a predicted model, not a curated record. The transcript is spliced from 6 exons. The coding region runs from base 82 to 1671 and encodes 529 amino acids.
AGAGUUCAGUGAGGUUUUCAGGGCUGUGUGAGCUGAACGGUGGAGCCAACAAGUAGUCGAGCUGUCAGUUAGUUUGCUACCAUGAUGUACAGACAUCUUCUCCCGUUGGUAGCUUUGAUACUGAGCGGGUCUGAAAUGACUCUCAGUGGUAACAUACUGGUUCUUCCUGGUGAAUUCAGCCAUUGGCACAACAUGCGCGUAAUCAUGGAUGAGCUGAUCGCUCGGAAUCACAGUGUGACUGUUCUUAUCCAUUCAGCGUCACCUUCGAUCAACUACUCGCAAAAGGAGAACUUCAAAUACAUUGUUUUUAAGAUCAGCGUGGAAAAACAACACGCAGAGUUCGUGUGGCAGAACUUUAUUAACGUUUCGAUGAAUGAGACGACCACCGGGAUUCGGACUUUGUUGUUGUUUUGGAACAUAAUGUCUGAAAUUCAGAGUUAUCUCUUAUCAAUAUGUGAGGGAAUGAUGCUCAAUCAGGAGCUCAUAGCUUCACUCAGGGAGUUACACUUUGAUGUAAUGCUGUACGAUCCUGUGAUGCCAUGCAGUGAUCUGUUGGCAGAGACCCUCGGCCUCCCCCAGGUGAUGUCUAAUAGACUGUCUUUGGCAUACAGUUUUGAGAGACUGUGCGGUCAGUUGCCAACACCACCGUCGUAUGUGCCCGCUGUUGCCACCCAAGGACAUCUCACUGACCACAUGAACUUCAUAGAGCGGGUAGAGAAUGUGCUGUUGUAUGUUGCUCACACGGCAUUGUACAAACUGCAAAUGAUAACGUUUGAUAAACAUUACACCAAAAUAACAGGCAAACCCACAACGCUAUGUGACACUAUGGGAAAAGCAGACAUCUGGUUAAUCAGAACUUACUGGGACUUUGAGUAUCCAAGACCACUCCUGCCGAAUUUCAAAUUUGUCGGGGGGCUGCACUGCAAGCCUGCAAAGCCACUUCCAAAAGAGAUGGAGGAGUUUGUUCAGAGCUCAGGAGAUGAUGGCAUUGUGGUGUUUUCCCUGGGCUCCAUGGUGAAGAACGUCACCAAACAGAGAGCCAACAUCAUUGCUUCAGCACUCGGGCAGAUCCCACAGAAGGUCUUGUGGCGGUAUAUGGGAGAGAAACCAGACACUCUUGCCCCAAACACAAGACUCUAUGACUGGAUUCCCCAGAAUGAUUUACUAGGACAUCCUAAAACCAAGGCCUUCAUCACUCAUGGUGGGACUAAUGGUCUUUAUGAAGCUAUUUAUCAUGCUGUCCCAAUGGUGGGCAUUCCACUGUUUGGUGACCAGUCAGAUAAUCUGUUCCACAUGAAAACUAAAGGAGCAGCUGUUAUGCUUGAAUUCAACAAAAUGGAGACCAAAGACCUGAAGGACGCUCUCACUGAAGUUAUUAACAAUCCAUCGUACAAAGAGAGCAUCAUGAGGCUUUCCCGAAUCCACCAUGAUCAGCCGAUGAAGCCGCUGGACAAGGCUGUCUUCUGGAUUGAGUUUGUGAUGCGCAACAAGGGGGCCAAGCACCUGAGGGUGGCGGCCCAUGACCUCACUUGGUACCAGUACCACUGCCUGGACGUCGCUGCCUUUUUGCUGUCCAUAGUCGCUCUGGUCACGUUCAUCUUUGUGAAAACGUGUGCUUGGCUCUUCCGUAAAUGUUACAGAAGGACCUCAGCAAAGAGCAAAAAAGAGUGAAGAACUGAAUGAACAUCACUGUGUUAAUGACUACUGUGAUAUUUUCACAUUGGUUUAAAGUCUGAAGUACUGUAUUGUACUGUAAAUGUACAGCAAACCUGCCUCAAGUUUUUUGCUACUUAACCCUAGGUUCUCACUGAUUUCAACAUAAGUAAUCAAACACGUUUUACAAAUCAUUUUCACUGUUCUCGACAGCACUCAAAGGGAUUUUAUUCAUAUCUUGUACAGUGUUUUCUUUUGAAUAACAUGAAAUUUUGAUUAUGCAAAUGUCAAAUCAACUUAUUUUUUUAGAUUAUUUGGGGCAUUCUGUGCAUAUAUAACUGAUCCAGUGAAAGUGUCUGCUCUGUUUUAUGUAUUUUAAUAGAUAGACUGAAUUGUAAUGUGAUUUUGCUGCAGAGUUGAAACUUGAAUGAUGACAAAAACUGACGAAACAGAACAAAAUAUGACCACAAUGCAAUUUUAAAUGAGAGGAAUUAUAGAUGUAGAAGAAUCAUAGAAUCAAGAAUCAAAGAAUUUUAGCGUAAUACAUGAGUAAUGAAAAAAGACUAAUAAAGAAAAUACAUAUAAA